Mustela lutreola (European mink) is the source of this 2724-nucleotide messenger RNA. RefSeq names its product adaptor related protein complex 5 subunit zeta 1 (gene AP5Z1). Gene Ontology annotation, cellular component: AP-5 adaptor complex. Bases 55 to 2481 code for a protein of 808 amino acids. NCBI's taxonomy places the organism in Eukaryota, Metazoa, Chordata, Mammalia, Carnivora, Mustelidae. The record is from RefSeq and is a predicted model, not a curated record. The transcript has 17 exons.
GUGACGCGACCCGGAAGCGGCCGGGCUGGGUCUCCGUGCGGCGGCGGCGGCGGCAUGUUCACGGCGGGGGCCGAGAGUCUGCUCCACCAGGCCAGGGAGAUCCAGGAUGAGGAGUUGCAGAAGUUCUGUUCCCGGGUCGCGAAGCUGCUGCAGAAGGACGACCCGGGGCCUGACGCGGUGGACGCCCUACAGAGGCUGUUCCUCAUCGUCUCGGCCACGAAAUACAAGAGGCGGCUGGAGAAGACGUGCGUGGACCUGCUACAGACCACCCUCUGCUCGCCCAAGUGCCCUGAGCAGCUCCAGCUUCUGUGCGCGGCCAUCCUGAGAGAAAGGUCGCCCUCCGACGACCUAAGCCUAUCCUGUGACCAUGUCCAGAGCAGCCAGCAGCUGAGCCUGGUGGCCUCGGUGCUCUUGGCCCAGGGUGACAGAAAGGAGGAGGUCCGAAGCGUGGGCCAGCGCGCCUUCAGAGUCCUCGAGAGCCGGCAGCCCGAGGGGCCCAGUCUGAGACACCUGCUCCCGGUCGUGUCCAAGGUCACGCGCCUGGCUCCGCACUCCCUCCAUGAAGACCAGACCAGCCUGCUCAGCAAGAGGUUGGUGGACUGGCUUCGCUAUGCCAGCAUCCAGCAAGGGGUCCCACACGCUUCUGGAGGCUUCUUCUCCACACCCAGAGCCCGGCAGCCGGGCCCUGUCACCGAGGUGGAUGGGGCGGUAGCCACAGAUUUCUUCACGGUGCUGUCCACGGGCCAGCACUUCACGGAGGACCAGUGGCUGAACGUGCAGGCUUUCUCCAUGCUGCGGGCAUGGCUGCUGGCCAGCAGCCCCCAGGGCCCCAGCGCCCCGGACUCAGAUGACAAGUCGGAGCUGGAGGGCUCCACCCUGUCCGUGCUGUCGGCCACAUCCACUGCCAGCCACCUGCUGCCGCCCCAGGAGCGGCUGAGGGAGAAGGCCUUUGAGUACUGCCAGCGCCUAGUGGAGCAGAGCACACGGCGAGCCCUGAGAAAGGGGGACGCGGACCUGCAGAAAGCUUGCCUGGUGGAGGCCGUGCUGGUGCUGGACGUGCUCUGCCGGCAGGACCCGUCCUUCCUGUACCGCACGCUGUCCUGCCUGAAGGCGCUGCACACACGGCUGUGCGGGGACCUGGCGCGGGCGCGGGCGCUGCUGCCCAUUGCGCAGUUCUUCCUGAGACACGGGGAGGCCGCCGCCGUGGACUCAGAAGCCAUCUUCCAGCACCUGUUCACCAGGGUCCCCUGCGAGCUCUUCCACAGCCCCACGCUGGCCUUCGAGUUUGUCCGCUUCUGCGGGGACAGCCUGCCCCUGUUCGGCAGGAACCUUGACAUUCUCAAGCAGAGCUUCCCCAACCUCUUCAAGCUCCUGGCCUGGAACAGCCCGCCCCUCACCUCUGAGUUCGUGGAGCUCCUGCCGUGGCUGGUGGACCCCGGCACUGCUGUGGAGAUGCUCCACGCGCUGCUGGACCUGCCCUGUCUAACCGCGGCCUUGGAUCUGCAGCUCAGGCUGUCACCGGCUGCGUCAGAGAGGCCACUGUGGGACAUCUCCCUCAGGAACCCCAGCUGCCUGGAGGCUUCCCGGGACCCACAGUUCCAGGCUCUUCUCCAGCACCUGCUGCGGGCCAAGGCUAGCGGAACCGUGGAGAAGUUGGUGCCCCUCCACCAGCUGCUGCAGCCCAUGGCCAGCUGUGCCCGGGUGGUCCAGUGCGCCGAGGCCGUGCCCACGCUGCUCCAGGCCUUCUUUACCGCAGUGACUCAGUUUGCGGACGGGGUUCUGGCCAACCAGCUGGCGCUGCUGCUCCUGGAGAGAUAUGACUCCCUUUACCAGGUGCCCCAGUACGAGGCCCGUGUGCACAGGGUGCUGAGCUCCCAGUUCCUGGCCCUGUGCGCGCUGCACCCGUCACUGGUGGUCGAGCUGGCGAAAGAGCUGCUGGAGUUCGUGGGGAGCGUGAGCAGUGUCCGCAGCCGGGGGGCCAUGCUCGCCUCCGUGGCCUGGGCCAUCGGCGAGUACCUGUCUGUGUCCUGGGACCGGCGGUGCACCGUGGAGCAGAUCAACAGGUUCUUUGAGGCCCUCGAGGCUCUGCUGUUCGAGCUCACCCAGUCGCGCCCUUCUGCCGCCCUCCCCGAGUGCCCCCCACAGGUCAUCGCCGUGCUGGUGACCACGCUGACCAAGCUGGCCUCCCGGAGCCAAGACCUGAUUCCCAGGGUCUCUCUGUUCCUGUCAAAGAUGAGGACCCUGGCCCAGAGCCCGGCGCCGAGCUCCAUGCACCGUGAGGAGGGCGCAGCAGCCGUCCGCACGCGGGCCACUGAGCUCCUGACGCUGCUGAAGAUGCCCAGUGUGGCCCAGUUUGUGUUCACGCCCAGCGCAGAGCUGUCCGAGCCCCGCUACCACCGUGACGCCAACACCGCCCUGCCGCUGGCCCUGCGCACGGUCAGCCGCCUGGUGGAGAAGGAAAUGGGCCUCCUGCCAGGGUGAGGGGCGCGACCUGCGGGACUCCGGCCUGGCCGCAGAAUGAGAGCCAAGAUGCGGCUGCCACCAGCGGGGGCGUGAGACCUGGGGAGGAGCCCCGGGUGGGUCUGGGUCCCUCUGUGUGGGUCAGGCUGUCCCGUCCUCAGCCUUUGGGUGUUUGUCUCUGUCCCAUGCUGAGCUGUGUGGUGACACAGAUCUGAUUUGGAGCUCUCACCCCGUUGGGGGUGGGUGGGGGCUGCUUGGUUUGUU